AUGUCAGGGUCCCAAGAAGGGAAAGUCUGGCUGGUUGUUGGGUAUCCGCUGGGUUUAUCCACCAGAUACCCCUCCCCUUUUUGCUGGGAGGAGGCACGGAGACGAGCAACCUGGUUCCUGACUGCAUUGCAUGAAGCAACACGGGCUUGUACGGAAGGCGAGAGAGCAGCGUCCGGUACGGACGAGGCGUGGAAAGGUGCUGGAGAGAAAUUUCAAGGGUCGUCCGCCUUAGCGACCACGUUUAAUUCGUUCUGCUGGACAUCCAGGGGAAAAGGUUGGGCUGGUCGCUGGCCUAAAAUCCUAAUCUUGACGUUUCCACGAGCUCGAAGGCUGGCCAGCACGAGGAACUCAGAACUCCAAACUGACCCAGAAACUGGCAACCUCAAACCACCAGGUCCGCCUUACAAUUCGGGACCUCGAUGUAACUGCGAACUUGCGAACGUCGUUGACGCUGGUGGGGAUGAUGAGCAAGUUGGAGAAGCGCGUUAUAGGUGGGGGGUCUUGUCUUUGCAAUUUCACAAGACCCAGAGUGGUCCUUACGAGCGGGUCUUGCAGAUCCAACUGUGCAUCUAUUGGAACCAGCUCUUUACCCCAAAGCAGCCAUUAUUUCGGAAUUCCAACACCUUCUGUAGGGCUUUCAUUCGUGGAGGGCCUUCGAAGAGCCCAGCAGUGGACCGAGUUUCUCGCAUAAGCAGCGCUGUUAGUGAGUUACCAUUAUUAGAAGACCCGUCUCUCGUUGGUGCUAUUGGAACGGUCCGUCUCGCGACGCCAUUGACCAGUAGUGGUGAUGCUACUGUACGAGAGUGCGAGGUGAUGAUGGAGGCGUUGACUUUGGAGCUGGAGCUUGUACGGCGACCCAAGACGAGCUCUUGGUACACAUUUCAAUCCUGCCUUCCAGAAGUAUCGAGGGAAAAAUAA
Messenger RNA from Glarea lozoyensis ATCC 20868, 918 nucleotides. RefSeq lists its product as uncharacterized. The transcript is spliced from 2 exons. The record is from RefSeq and is a predicted model, not a curated record. NCBI's taxonomy places the organism in Eukaryota, Fungi, Ascomycota, Leotiomycetes, Helotiales, Helotiaceae. Bases 1 to 918 code for a protein of 305 amino acids.